Hemiscyllium ocellatum (epaulette shark) is the source of this 3132-nucleotide messenger RNA. RefSeq names its product cadherin-12-like. Gene Ontology annotation, biological process: calcium-dependent cell-cell adhesion; multicellular organism development; cell morphogenesis. Lineage: Eukaryota; Metazoa; Chordata; Chondrichthyes; Orectolobiformes; Hemiscylliidae. The record is from RefSeq and is a predicted model, not a curated record. Gene Ontology annotation, cellular component: adherens junction; catenin complex; plasma membrane. The coding region runs from base 352 to 2742 and encodes 796 amino acids. The transcript has 12 exons. Gene Ontology annotation, molecular function: cadherin binding; calcium ion binding.
UGAGUAUGUGUGUGUAAAGUAAGCUUCGGUGCUGGGCAAACCACUUUCACAGAUUUUAUUUCACCAAUGUCCCUGGGGAACGCAUCUGGGGAAUCCUUGACACCAAUUGGCUGCUUGAGUAGACUCCAUAAGAUGUUGUCAAGCAGCUCCCAAGGAGGAGUAUUGAUCUGAAGGACCAGAAGUGGAAUUUAAUGUAUUCACAUCAGCAUAUUGAUAAAACACAGAGGAUCAUUUGAGGUGUAAAGACAGCAGCUUUGCAGAGAUCCUGUUGUCUCCAUGCAUCCAGGAACAUCCAUCUAGACUGGAGUUCUGUUUUCUUGUAUAUUCUGAGCUAUAUUCUGCUGGACACAAAUGCUGACUGUGAACUGUUUGUCGCUGUUUCUUUGGAUUCUGUUAGAUGAGGGUCUUUUAACACCUCUUGAGUCACUGUCACCAAGGAGUUCAGCACAUACAGGCAGUGACAACAUAAUUGAGCUGUCUGGAGAUGGAAUUCCUAAACUCCAACGUGUUAGACGGGGCUGGAUCUGGAACCAGUUCUUUGUACUGGAAGAAUACAUGGGGUCAGAACCUCAGUAUGUGGGAAAGCUACAUUCGGACUUGGACAACGGUGAUGGUUCUGUGACCUAUACUCUGUUAGGUCAAGGAGCUGGCUCAAUCUUCACCAUCGAUGAGAUUACAGGAGAUAUUCAUGCAAUAAAGAGCCUGGAUCGUGAAGAAAAGUCUUAUUAUGUUCUGCGUGCACAGGCUGUAGACACAGAAACCGGAAGACCUGUGGAACCUGAGUCGGAGUUUAUUAUUAAGGUUCAGGAUAUCAAUGACAAUGAGCCAAAGUUUCUGGAUGGACCUUAUGUUGCUGAUGUCCCAGAAAUGUCUCCUGCUGGUUCCUUCGUUGUUCAAAUAACAGCGACAGAUGCUGAUGAUCCAACAUAUGGAAACAGUGCCAGGGUAGUGUACAGUAUCCUGCAGGGACAGCCAUACUUUUCUGUGGAUCCCAAAACAGGUGUCAUAAGAACCGCUUUAUCAAACAUGGACCGAGAAGUGAAAGAAGAAUACCAAGUUAUCAUUCAGGCCAAAGACAUGGGUGGUCAAAUGGGAGGCUUAGCAGGGACAACAAUGGUCAAUAUCACUCUCACUGAUGUUAAUGACAAUCCACCAAGGUUCGCCAAAAACGUCUUUCAUCUGAAAGUUCCUGAGUCAACCACAGUUGCUUCUGAAAUUGGUAGAAUAAAGGCCAAUGAUGCUGAUAUUGGGAAGAAUGCAGACAUCGACUACAGCAUCGUGCCUGGAGAUGGACUGAAUGUGUUUGGGAUUAUCUCUAAUAAGACCACACAAGAAGGAAUUAUAAGUCUGAAAAAGCCAUUGGAUUACGAAAAUAAAAAAUCCUACGUAUUCAAAGUAGAUGCAGUAGACCCCCAUCCAGAUGAACAUUUCCAAUCAAUGGGCCCUUUCAAAGACACAGCGACAGUGAAGAUUACAGUCUUGGAUGUAGAUGAGCCUCCCAUCUUCAGUAGACCCUUUUACAUAAUGGAUGUUUAUGAAGAUACCAAUGUGGGCAGUAUCAUCGGUGCAGUGACAGCACAGGAUUCUGAUGUUAGCAACAGUCCUGUCAGGUACUCAAUUGAUGAGAAUACUGACCAGGAGAGAUAUUUCACGAUUGAUGAGAUUGAUGGAACAAUUGCGACCAAUGAUGUCCUGGACAGAGAAGAUAUUUCUCAGUACAACAUCUCUGUUGCAGCCAGAAAAGUCAGCAACCCUGAUCUGGUUAGCAAAGUCCCUGUGACCAUUCAAGUUUUAGAUGUUAAUGAAUAUGCACCAGAAUUCUCAGUGCCUUACGAGACCAUGAUGUGUGAAAAUGCAAAGACUGGCCAGAUCAUUAUGACGAUCAGCGCAGAGGAUAAAGACAUGCCACCUACUACACCACAAUUUCACUUCAGAUUGUCACCUGAGGCUGCUACCAAUCCUAACUUCACAAUCCACGACAACGGAAACAACACAGCUGGAAUCUUACCCAAGAGAAAUGGUUACAGUCGCAGGCAGCUAGAACUCUAUUUCCUUCCAGUGGUGGUCUCAGACAGUGGUUAUCCUGUACAAAGCAGCACAAACACACUGACUAUUCGAGUCUGUGGAUGUGAUGUGGAUGGUACUAUCUUAUCCUGCAAUGUAGAAGCUAUCUUCCUCCCAGUGGGCUUGAGCACAGAAGCACUGAUAGCAAUCUUGCUCUGCAUCAUUAUACUCCUUGUGAUUGUGGUGCUGUUUGUGGCAUUGAGAAGGCAAAGGAAAAAGGAGAUCUGUAUGACAUCGAAAGAAGAUAUCAGAGACAAUGUAAUCAGUUAUGAUGAUGAAGGAGGUGGUGAGGAGGACACCCAGGCCUUUGACAUCAGUACCCUGAGGAAACCUGACUUGAUAGAGGAUGUGCAGUUGCGCAGAGACGUCAAGCCAGAAAGCCACCAUCCGCAGCGGCAGACCAUCAUAAUACAAAACCACACGGACAUUAGAGACUUCAUCGAUCAGAGAGUGCAGGAGAAUGAUGCAGAUCCCAGUGCACCUCCUUAUGAUUCCCUGGUGACAUAUGCCUAUGAAGGAAACUGCUCGAUAGCUGAAUCACUCAGCUCCUUGGAUUCAGUUCCCACAGACACAGACCAGGAUUACGAUUACCUCACUAACUGGGGGCCUCGCUUUAAAAAACUUGCAGAUCUUUAUUCUCCAGAGAAAACUAACAGCCAACAAAAUAAUACCGAAUGAAAGUAAAUUUGAAGUUUGGCAAAUUUAAGGACAAGUUGACUUUUGUCUUUUUUUAAAAAAGAAAGAAUGGCUGCCAUUGUUACUCGCUCUGUCAACUUAUUGUUUUACUGUGAGAUAGUUUUAUUAGGUACCACAAAGAUUGGAUCAUUGUGAAAUUGGAGAGAGGCUGGCUGGUGCAGUGUCUUUGAAAUGUUUUGGCCAUGCAAUCGUAAGUGAAAAGGAAAACAAAAAAGCUGCAGGUUUUUCUGUAACCUUAACUGAAGUGCCUCAAAGAACUCUGAACACUGCAGAUGUUUAUGCUCUCCAGUAAGAGUGUCAGUUUUUAUUAUACAACUAAAAGGUGUUCUUAACUUGAAUUAAAUCACAUUUACUUCAAUAAAAGAAGCGAUG